Messenger RNA from Penicillium chermesinum, 2910 nucleotides. RefSeq names its product mismatch repair ATPase MSH1. Gene Ontology annotation, molecular function: ATP-dependent DNA damage sensor activity; ATP binding; mismatched DNA binding. The coding region runs from base 1 to 2910 and encodes 969 amino acids. NCBI's taxonomy places the organism in Eukaryota, Fungi, Ascomycota, Eurotiomycetes, Eurotiales, Aspergillaceae. Gene Ontology annotation, biological process: mismatch repair. Gene Ontology annotation, cellular component: nucleus. The transcript has 4 exons. The record is from RefSeq and is a predicted model, not a curated record.
AUGCGCCUUGAUGGUCCUCCUCUGACCAGGCUUGCCCUCGCGAUACCAAAACUACGGUAUAUUGGGCGAACCACUCCUGGUCCCUCAUAUCAUUGUCAGAUUCAUCGCACUAUAUGCCAUCAUGCGCGUCCCCGUCGCGUCCGCGUCUCUUCCGCAACACCGCAGCUCCAAUUACGAAGGGGCGCUAAAACGCAGACUACUGUCAAAUUGAAAGAUCUCCCACAGGGAGUGCUGAGGUUGGAUCCUUAUGAAGAUAGAACUGAUGAUGCCCCUCAAUAUCCAACGGUCGUCCAAGGACACCGAAACAACAUGCAGAAAUUCAGCAACUGCGUUAUCUUGACAAGAGUGGGGGGUUUUUAUGAACUUUAUUUUGAACAGGCCGAGGAGCUUGCGCCGUUGCUCAGCCUCAAACUCGCGUCUAAAAAGACAAGUGCAGGUCCAGUUCCCAUGGCGGGAUUCCCAUUCUUCCAGUUGGAUAGAUUUCUCAAAAUACUUGUCCAAGACUUGAACAAACAUGUGGCGAUUAGUGAGGAAUUCGCUCAUGAGUCUGAAGACAAAGCACGCUCUGCGGGCCUCAUGUUUGAUCGCAAGGUGGCCAGGGUUGUUACCCCGGGAACUUUGAUUGAUGAGAAGUUCAUUGACCCAUCGGAGAACAACUUCCUGUUAGCUAUUUACCUAGAUUGCGCUACAAUGCAAGCUCAAUCGAAGCAACAAGUUGGUGUCCAGUCAUCGCAACACGUUCUGGCCUCUGUCCCUCAACGUGCAGGCUUGGCCUGGCUUGACUUGUCUACUGGAGACUUCUACACUCAAAUUACAACUGCUCAAAUGUUGCCAUCUGCCAUUGCCAGGAUUGGGGCCCGCGAAAUUCUUGUGGACCAGGAGGUACGGGAUGUAAUUGGGCAGGAAUUACAGCAGCUUGUGGGACACGAGCACCGACUAGUCACUUUCUUCCAAUACCCAGAGACAGUCAAACCAAUGUCAGAAUGGGACUCAAUGCUCGAAGCGCCUAUCUCAGAUGAGACUCACGCAGAAUUCACUCCCGAGGAAGUAACAGCGGGAUACAGCCUGUUGCAGUAUAUUCGGGUGCAAUUACAGGGUUCCAACCUCAAAUUACAGCCUCCCCGCCGAAGACAUUUAGAUGAGUCAAUGAGCAUCGACCGCAACAGUCUGAGGGGACUAGAAAUCAUCGAAACUUCCCGAGAUGGAUUUGGCAAAGGAAGUCUGCUUCACGCAGUCCGCAGGACUUCCACCAAAAGUGGCGCACGACUUCUUCGAGACAGGUUGACCUCGCCGUCAUCAGCGCUUCCUGUGAUCAAUGAUCGAUUGGAUCUUGUCUCAGUCUUCGUUGAAAAUGAAGAUCUUCGUGAUAGUGUCAUUCAAAAUUUGAAGCGGAGUUAUGACUCCCAGCGGCUAGUUCAGAAAUUUGCCAUGGGUAAAGGAGACCCAGACGAUCUUAUCUGCCUGUCCCGGGCCAUUGAAGCUUCUCAGUGUAUCAAGCAAGUCCUUCUUGACCAUGGCCGGCGCUUGUCAUCGGAUACCAAUUCAGCCACAAAAGAGAGCCUUACACGCAUGAUCUCACGGCUAUAUCUCGAAGGCCCCACUGCUUUAGCUCAUAAGAUUACCGCAGCUAUUGACGAGGAAGGCCUUCUCCAGCGGCAGCGGAUCGAGGAUAGUACGGCUGCCGAAGCUGCGAAUCUGGCACAAAAAGUCGCUAUCAAUGAAGGCACCUCAAGUGAGCUGGAGUCACUGCCAAAGAGUGUAAGAACUCGGAAUAAUGAUAAAGUGGCCGCAUCUGAGUCCGAGGCCCUUGAAACUUGGAUCAUGCGACGGGAUGCAAGCGAUGGCUUGAGUUCUCUCCAUUCAGAACUGGAGCACCUGAUAGAUGAAAAAUCAGCCUUGACACAAAAACUCCGUGACCACGUUGGCUCUGCGGGAUCCACUGCUCUAACUUUGAAGUGGACACCGGGACUUGGUCAUAUUUGCCAUGUGAAAGGUGCUAAGAUAUCACAGAAAUCACUGGAAGACCUGGGUGUUACCCGCAAUGUCUCAUCAACAAAAUCCACACGAUCCUUUUACCUUCCCGCAUGGACAGAGCUGGGCAACAGAAUUGAUCGUGUCAAAGUUCGAAUUCGCCAAGAGGAACAGGCUAUCUUUGAACGGUUACGGAAAGAAGUCAUCAUGAACCUCGUCAAAAUCCGGCGUAAUGCCGCAGUUAUGGAUGAAUUGGACGUUGCCUGUUCAUUUGCGACACUAGCACAGGAGCAACAGCUGGUUCGCCCUAUUCUCAAUAACGGAACUUCCCAUAAUAUCGUAGGUGGGAGACAUCCCACUGUUAAACUUGGACUCGAGGAACAGGGCCGAUCUUUCGUGAGCAAUGAUUGUCAUCUCGGUGGUCAGGAACGCAUUUGGUUGAUCACAGGUCCGAAUAUGGCUGGGAAAAGCACGUUCUUGCGCCAGAACGCUUUGAUCACGAUCCUUGCUCAAGUCGGCUCAUACGUCCCUGCGGCCUAUGCUGAGAUUGGCGUAGUAGACCAGAUAUUCAGCCGUAUUGGCGCAGCUGAUGACCUCUUCCGCGACCAAUCGACUUUCAUGGUGGAAAUGCUUGAGACUGCUGCAAUACUGAAGCAAGCUACCGGGCGGUCAUUUGUGAUCAUGGAUGAAGCCCGGACACUCUUUGCCACUCAUUUCCACCGGCUCGCAGAUAUGACCCAAAGCUUUGAUCACCUUGAAUGUUAUUGUACAGAUAUCAAGGAGACAGCCCAAGGCGGGUUUUCUUUCGUCCACCGACUUCGGAAGGGUGUCAACCGUGAAUCGCAUGCUCUCAAAGUUGCUCAGCUAGCGGGGCUUCCCCGAGAGACGCUUGAGCUUGCCGAAAAGAUCCGCCAAGAGCUCAAGCAUGAGAAGUGCUAA